CACCAUUUCCCACUCCCCGAAGCCUGAGAGCUUGGCGGUUCCCAUGAAGAACGGCCAACAUGCUGUGCAUGCGGCGUUUCCGGCGGCCGCGGCGUUUACUGCGUGCCUACUCGCCGCAGUGCAGCUUAAGCUUCAAGGAUGCAGGCAUCCGAGCCUAUGUGGAUGGCCAGCUUUGUGGCUUCUCCGCCAGCCUGAAGCAGUCGCUCUUUGAUUUCCAGGUGCAUGAGAUCGACCCUGAUGGACAUGAACUGCACCUUCUGGAUGACGAGGGGCGACCGGAGGCUCCCAACGAGGGGAUCUGGUAUUUGCACUUCCGGCUUUACAAAGAAGGGAUGGACACCUUGGAAGCUUUGUCUCGCGUGGGAAAAGCUUUGGGGCGGCCGCCUCGGCACUUCCGCUUCGCAGGGCACAAGGACCGCUGCGCGGUGACAGUACAGCAAGUGAGUUGCAGCUCCUUGCGGCCACAAGAGCUCAGACAUGCAAUGCAGCAGGAGGAGUGGGACUCGCGCUUGCAGCUCUCCCACUUGCAGAUCAAGCGUCGACCACUGCACCUCGGCGACCUCUCAGGGAACCGCUUCCAGGUGGUCCUCCGUCACGUGGACCAGGAGGCUUCACUGGUGGAAGCACAUCUUCACAAGUUGGAGGAACAUGGAUUCCUGAACUACUUCGGGACUCAGAGGUUUGGAACUCAAGUGAUUCGCGGUUACCAUGUCGGGUCGGCUCUCCUGAGCCACGACUUUCCUCGAGCUGUCCGUCUCAUUCUCGGGGAUGUCCGCGCCCUUCCCGAGCGAUCGGAAGCGCCGGAAUGUCCGGAGCUCCGGUGGGAUGAGGCUGCGCAGGAGGCACAGCAAAGAGUCCUUGUGGCAUGGCACCGUGGACCUCAUGAAGUGGCAGAGGCUGCCAAGGAGGCCUUAGACUUGAUGCCCAGGCGUUACCACUUGGAACGAGGAGACACUGCAGAACUUGCCGCGGCAGCUGCUCAUGCUGUAUGUGAAAUCAGCGCAAAGUUUGCUGUUCAACGAGGCGGCUGGGCCUUGAUUGAGGUCCAGGAGGUUUUUCGUCAUAAUCUGGAAGAGAGAAGGUCCUCUCCCAGUGCUCUGCCCACCGCCCCGCCGUGGGCGACUGGGCGGUGCCAAGAGGUGCGAUGCGGGGAGGGCACGGCGCGCCCACGCAGCUCACGGAGGAGUGCGUCGCAAGAGUGGAUGGGUCCUGGGAGGUGGUCUUGCCCUUGCCUGGUUCCACCAUCCACUACCCGCCUGGGCUCCGUGGGCUCUAUGAAGCUGCUUCAGAGAAGCUCUUGGGGAUUCCCUUGGAAGCUUUUCAUAGCAGGCUUCCACUGCACCUCCCACUCCGAGGAGCCUAUCGCCCAAAAGUGGCGCGGCUUCAAGACCUCACCUGGCAACUCCUUGACGCUUCGGAGGCCUUGGCACUGCAGCGGCGCCGCGGGCGCUUGCUGUGGACCGACCGGGAUCGACGGCGAGGCUACGUGGAGCAGGACGAGGAGACUUUGAGGCACAUGGAAGGUCUUUGCGAUCGUGGCGUGCUGAUGAUGUCCUGCAUUUUGCCGCCAUCCUCGUACUUUACAAUGGCAUUCCGUGAGCUGACCCGGCAUGAAACCAUUUGGACAGGAUUUACCCAAGAAGAGAUGGAAA
Molecule: messenger RNA, 1652 nt
Organism: Durusdinium trenchii
Lineage: Eukaryota; Dinophyceae; Suessiales; Symbiodiniaceae
Source: the annotation of a GenBank genome assembly